UUCUUCGUUAAGAACCUCUUUUUGGCCAUUAAGAAAUAUCAGUGAAGCUAAUUCCCCAAACCUUACCCACCAGAAUUUUAAAAUUUUGAAAAUUUAACACUCAAUGCCUUUGAUUUGGUCUUCAUUUCCUUCGUUUUUCUCAGCAAUCAAACGGAUCAUAUGAUGGCUUGUGGUAUACAUUUUUGAAGUCCAUUUGAUUGGUGGAAAAGUAUGCAAUUUUUUGGAGGAUCAGACAUCAGUCCAUCGCCACCGGCACCAACAGCAUCGGGCAACAAUGCGCACAUGAUGUAUGUGUUCAAUAGAAAUGGGGUAUGUUUGCUCUACAGGGAGUGGAAUCGCCCACUUCACACCCUCAAUGCGCAGCAGGACCAUAAGCUCAUGUUUGGUCUGCUUUUCUCGCUCAAGUCGCUAACUGCAAAGAUGGAUCCCACGAGUGCGGAGAAAGGAAACCUUGGGAUGCCUCAGUUACCUGGCCAAGGUUGUUCAUUCCACAGCUUUCGAACAAAUACAUACAAGCUUAGCUUCAUGGAAAGUCCUUCUGGGAUAAAGAUUAUCUUGGUUACUCAUCCCAGGACUGGUGAUCUACGUGAAUCUCUAAAGUAUAUUUACAACUUAUAUGUUGAAUAUGUUGUCAAAAAUCCUCUCUAUACACCUGGAACUCCUAUCAGGUGUGAGUUGUUCAAUACCUCUCUUGACCAAUAUGUAAGGAGCAUAGCGUAGAAGCUCAGGUAGCACUCAGUUGCUGUCAUCUGGCUAUGCGCUGGUUUCAGGUUUAUUUUAAGGAGGAAAUGAUUAAGGAUCUGGCUGACCACUGUCCAAGCCUAGCUCCUAUUACACCUUAAGAUUUGAUUUUGAAGGUCAGUUGAGUUGCAUAUUUUGUGGAUACAUUGUGCUUGUACAAUUUCAAAUUGCGACGAAAGUGAAUAGUCUUUCCUUUUCAUUCAUGAAUUGAUAGAUCUACUUUGUGA
Messenger RNA from Hevea brasiliensis (rubber tree), 968 nucleotides. RefSeq lists its product as uncharacterized. The coding region runs from base 211 to 720 and encodes 169 amino acids. The transcript has 5 exons. Gene Ontology annotation, cellular component: TRAPP complex. The record is from RefSeq and is a predicted model, not a curated record. Lineage: Eukaryota; Viridiplantae; Streptophyta; Magnoliopsida; Malpighiales; Euphorbiaceae. Gene Ontology annotation, biological process: endoplasmic reticulum to Golgi vesicle-mediated transport.